AUGCAAUUAAAGUAGAGAUAGCAAUAUCAAGUAUUAAUUGGUAUUGAUUAUUUUGACAUUCGAAUCAUCUAUAUCAAUCAUUAGAAUAAUACCCUAUUCUCUCAUUCUUCUUUGCUCUAGUAUUUAACAAAUUAUAUUGUAGAUAUGUUCAAAAGUAAAAAAAAAGAAGAGAAAAUAAUUAAAAUAAAGUCAAUCAAAUUAUGCUCCUUAGAUAACAAAUAAACUAAAUUCUAUUUCACUUAUAAAAAUUCAGUCAGUAAUUUUAAACAAUUAUGCUUUAUUCCAGAAUAAAGCAAUGAUAAAAGAUCUUAAGCUAAAUUAAAUAACUAAUUUUUGGAACUUUAUUAAAAAUUAGAUUAAUUAGUAGAAUUGAGAAAUAAUCAUUUAUAGGUAGAUGAAAAUUUAAAAUGA
This is a messenger RNA of Paramecium tetraurelia, 411 nucleotides long. RefSeq lists its product as uncharacterized. The record is from RefSeq and is a predicted model, not a curated record. The transcript has a single exon. Lineage: Eukaryota; Ciliophora; Oligohymenophorea; Peniculida; Parameciidae.